CCCUACGCGGGCGAUCACUCUACGCGCAGCACAGCACCAGCCCAAGGCUCACAAUCCCCGACAAUGUAAGAAGAGCAAGACCCCCUGGGGCCACUGGGCCACAAGAGGGCAGUAGAGAAGCGGAGCGCAGCCGGAAGUGGGACGUGCACAGGAAGUGACGCAAGGGAGAGUGACGGUAUGGCUCCACCCCCACGCUGUGACCUUCUCAACAUGGCGCCCACUGGGCUCUUGUGAAGGUGGAGCUGAGAGCUGCGGAAGCCAAUGGCGGACCGCGAGAUGCGGUGGGGCGGGGAGAACAGUUGCCUUACGUCCAACCCGCGGCUCGGGAGGAGGCUGGGGAGUGAAUUUUCUGGAAGGCGGCUUUAAAGGCGUGGGACCCGAGCGAAGGGCGUCUAGGUGCUGUCGUUGCCUCGUUGCCAACGCCCUGGUCGGGAAGGGCGCCUUAGUGGCAGGAAGCGAGCUGCACCGAGGUCGUUGCGGAAUCAGCUGGUGACCCUGCAGGAUGAACCACAAGAGCAAGAAGCGGAUCCGCGAGGCCAAGCGGAGUGCGCGGCCGGAGCUCAAGGACUCGCUGGAUUGGACUCGGCACAACUACUACGAGAGCUUCCCUCUGAACCCUGCGGCCGUGGCGGAUAACGUGGAAAGGGCAGAUGCUUUACAGCUGUCCGUGGAAGAAUUCGUGGAGCGAUACGAAAGACCUUACAAGCCCGUGGUUUUACUGAAUGCCCAAGAAGGCUGGUCUGCCCAGGAGAAAUGGACUCUGGAGCGCCUAAAAAGGAAGUACCGCAACCAGAAGUUCAAGUGUGGAGAGGAUAACGAUGGCUAUUCGGUGAAGAUGAAGAUGAAAUACUACAUUGAGUACAUGGAGAGCACUCGGGAUGACAGCCCCCUUUACAUCUUUGAUAGUAGCUAUGGUGAACACCCCAAGAGAAGGAAACUUUUGGAGGACUACAAGGUGCCCAAGUUUUUCACCGAUGACCUAUUCCAAUAUGCAGGGGAAAAGCGGAGGCCUCCUUACAGGUGGUUUGUCAUGGGGCCACCACGUUCUGGAACUGGGAUUCACAUUGACCCUCUGGGAACCAGUGCCUGGAAUGCCUUAGUGCAAGGCCACAAGCGCUGGUGCCUCUUCCCAACAAGCACCCCCCGGGAGCUCAUCAAGGUGACCCGAGAAGAAGGCGGGAACCAGCAAGAUGAAGCCAUUACAUGGUUUAAUGUUAUUUAUCCCCGGACACAGCUUCCAACUUGGCCACCUGAAUUCAAACCCCUGGAAAUCUUACAGAAACCAGGAGAGACUGUCUUUGUCCCAGGAGGCUGGUGGCAUGUUGUCCUCAAUCUUGACACGACCAUUGCCAUCACCCAGAAUUUUGCCAGCAGCACUAACUUCCCCGUUGUGUGGCACAAGACGGUAAGAGGAAGACCAAAGUUAUCGAGGAAAUGGUAUAGGAUCUUAAAGCAGGAGCACCCCGAGCUGGCAGUCCUAGCAGAUGCUGUUGACCUCCAGGAAUCCACAGGCAUUGCCUCCGACAGCUCCAGUGACUCCUCCAGUUCCUCCAGCUCCAGCUCCUCGGACUCGGACUCUGAGUGUGAGUCGGGGUCAGAAGGCGAGGGGACAAUGCACCGCAGGAAGAAGAGGAGAACAUGCAGCAUGGUGGGCAACGGGGAUACCACCUCACAGGACGACUGUGUGAGCAAAGAGCGCAGCUCUUCCAGGAUUAGGGACACAUGUGGAGGCCGGGCUCACCCCUGAGCAAAUAAAGAGACUCCCUGAGGUGGCUCUGUGUGAGCUGUUGGCAGCCACCCAACUCAGUUCUCACGUCUUCUGCUCCUACUUCUUUGUGUUCUUUGAAUUUGGAUCUCCCUUCUCUGGUCCAAGCUCCUGUCCGGUCAGAUGCUGGUUUUACUGCUUGCUAAGACUAGAUUACCAAGAAGUUUAAAAGUUCGGCCAGCUCAGUGAAACACUGACGCUACCAUGACGUUGGGUAAGAAAGUUCUAUCACCUUUUGUAAAACCACGCGAGUGGACCCAGAGGCUGGAGGGGUGUCUGUUCCCCUCCCUGCUCGGUAAGGAACGGUGGCUGCACCAGCAGAGAUCCCGGGCAAGGCAAGUGCACUCAGACCUAUGAGGGCAGCAGCCAUGCGCAAGAAGCCCAAGAGUGUGCGCUGCCCUCCUGGAUGGCGCCGAGCCAAGGAUGCAUGCAGAGGCAGAGACCCGCUGUGUGCCUGGCACCAUCACCCGCCGCUCAGGACUGCCUCAGCAGUCUUCAUCUUUCUCUGCACUCAGGCUGCGAAAGUUCAGGGAUGUUUGGUGUGGUGCAUUUUGGGGUAGGGGUGACACCAGCUUGCUCACAGGGCAAGGAAGGUGCUGAGUGUGUUUUUAUCUCAGAAAUUCAGUUAUAAACAGACCAUGUUCCAGCAGCCCAUUCUCCCCACCUCUGUAAGGGACUUUGUCAUAUGAGUGUCCGACAUUUGCGUUACACUCAGAAGAAGGGUGACAGACUGUGGGUGUUUUGGCAAAGCUCUGGUGGAAAACUUGGGGAUUGACCAGCAGAUGUGCUGUCUCGCCCUCUAGAUUCACCUGCUUGCCUUAAUCUGUCUCUAAAUUCAAGAAAAAUAGGUUGUCAUUCCCUGACUCGGGUUGUGCACCUUUGCUCUCGGAGGCAGGUCCUGAUUUCUUCAUCUCGGCUUACUGCACCCUGAACGCCCAGCCCAGCAUGGGACUGGGUUAGGGAAACCUCCCUGAAGGGUGCAGCUCCCAGUCAAGUGUGGCCUUCCCUCCCUCAGCGGCAGCUCCCUGGGCCUCAGGUGGGCCAGGAUGUGCGUGUCUGGGAGCAGGUCAGGCCCUCAAAAGUUGGAGCGCUCUAGUAAUACUGAAGAUACUCAUCUUCAUGUUUUUGUUUUGGGGUUAUUUUGCCCCAUCCAAAUACUGGGGAUGGGACCCAGAGCCCACGCCAGUGAAGCACUGUACCGCUGGACUGCAUCCCCAGCCCCUUUGUUUUAUAAGAAUUCUCCACUGUGUCCAGGCUGGCCUGGAACUUGCCUCAACCUCUCUCAAAGCUGGAUUAGAGGAGUGCACAGCCUGCCCAGCGACGGCUCCAGCUUUUGACGACUUCUUGCCAUCUUUUAAAGAGUCUCCCCACUUCCCUUGCUAUGGAGGUAUCCUACUUCCUCUUAAACUUCAGCCGAAAGAGGGGCUCUUUGCCACCAGGGGGCGCAGUAGGACAUGUUGCCAGUGACCUGGGUGAUGGAGCACAAAUUUGAAACUGAAAACUCAAGUUUCCCAGUUCUUCAGAUGCUAGAGAUGCUUCCUGGUUGCUAAACACCAGCAGGAAGGAGGGACCGGGCUGCAGUCCUCUCUCCUGACAGUGCUGGACAGCACAGAUUAUGUGAUGCUCGUGUCACCCUAUAACUAAUUACAGGGUAUUUUGUUUUAUUCAGACCAAGGACUCUGCACUCCACUGUGGAGGCAGAGUGAGGUGGGGGAGCCGGGGCACAGGUGUUCCGAGCUCCCAUCUUCUCUCCCACCUGGUCUGUGCACCUCCUUUGAGUCAAGUCCGCAGGAGGCAAGAGCAGGAUUCAAGGAGAGCCUAUUUCCAGGGAUUAUUCUCCAGAACAGCCACUGGUCUGAAACCCAAAGAGCUGUUUGUUGGAAAGGGAGUGUUGGAAGGCUGGGGAGGAGUGACAUGAAUAGGACCCAGGACAUCAAGAGGGCUCUGGGCCCCUGAAAAUGCAGCUCCCAUCAGGCCAGGAGAAUCCAGCGCACCUGCACAGGUGGCUCCAGGGUUGUUGUUUAGGGAUGCUGAGGCCAGGCUCUUACAGGGGACCCCCUAGGUAGGAACAUCAAUCACAGUCACAUUUUAUUCCUACACUGCCCACAGCUUAAUAAUCCGAGCAUACAGCAAAAGUUCUAGUGACAGUCAGGUGUGGUGACAUGCACCUGUAAUCCCAGCGCUUGGAAGGCAAGACUGCUCUGCAUACAGGAGAUAUGACAGGGACAAGCCUGGGUUCCUGAUCUUGUGCUUGCUGCUGCUGACCUUCAUAAGGGGAGGAGAUGAGAGUGUGCACACUUCACAGCCAAAACAAGUGUAGUCCUCACUAAACACAAGGGACCAGUUCCUCACGAAGGGGCAUGACUAGACCUACACCAGCAUGCUGCAUCUGGACAGUUUCUUUGUAAAGUAGCUUCUGGAGGCCUUUAAAUGAAAGUGCACAGCCAGUUGUCAGUGUGCUGUACAAACCCAGGACCCAGCCUUGAACCUAGGAUUUUAGACAGAAUGGGAUGGGGUGCCAGAGUCCGUCAGUGUUGUAGAAGUGCUGCCUAGAAGGAGCAUGUGAGACGCAGCUGUAGGCUCAUAGUUGUGUGUAGCUUUCCCCAGACCAGCUGCUGGGACGUGUGGGCUGGGACGUGUGCACUGAUUCUCCCAGUGGGUUUGGGGAGUUGGGCUUCUCCCUCUUGGCUUUUGUCAAAAUGUCCUGUUGAUGUUACAUUGUUUUCAACAAAACUAGAUGAAUAUAGCAAAACUAGAUGAACACAAAUUCAAUGUAUAAAUUUGGUAGUUCUCAGAUUUGUCUCACUGUUAGAUCAAAAAUGGGAAUCACCAAGGUGCCCUGUGCCCCGUCCCCCAGAAACCAGCCCUGUCCUGCUCAUCUCCACGGUGAUGGAAUCCACAGAACUUGGCUCCUGUAGUUGUCAAACACCAUGCAGUCUUGGUUCUGUGUCCCUUGUGUUGUCUGCCGAGAAAUGCCUGUGGGGUCUACCAUUGGGUUGGUAUUUUUUAACUUUCACUUAGAUGAAACUUGUUCCUUUUUAAAUAAAGCAACUGGAUUUGGG
Octodon degus (degu) is the source of this 4827-nucleotide messenger RNA. It is a transcript of the gene Jmjd6, whose product is annotated as arginine demethylase and lysine hydroxylase. Bases 503 to 1747 code for a protein of 414 amino acids. Gene Ontology annotation, cellular component: nucleus; cytoplasm. Gene Ontology annotation, biological process: phagocytosis. NCBI's taxonomy places the organism in Eukaryota, Metazoa, Chordata, Mammalia, Rodentia, Octodontidae. The record is from RefSeq and is a predicted model, not a curated record. The transcript has 7 exons. Gene Ontology annotation, molecular function: histone H4R3 demethylase activity; P-TEFb complex binding.